AUGGCCGAUGAAAUUCGUAUUCGAUACGUUCAAGUCGCAUCCUCUCCAAACCCUACCUCGACAAAUAUUCCACCUAUAGACCACGAAUGGAUCUAUAGGUUCCAAAAACGACAUCCAGAACUUAAAAAAUCGAAUUGGAAGAUUACAAUUAGUAAACAAGAAUGGAUAAUUGUAUUUGAAUAUAUUAGUCCAAUUGAGAAGGCUUUAUCACCUAUGAUUAUUUUCAAGGCUCAAAAUACAAAUAUUAUAUGGAUUCCAAAGGAUGCAUUUCAAGAUUAG
This is a messenger RNA of Sclerotinia sclerotiorum 1980 UF-70, 279 nucleotides long. RefSeq lists its product as hypothetical. The transcript has 2 exons. The record is from RefSeq and is a predicted model, not a curated record. Bases 1 to 279 code for a protein of 92 amino acids. NCBI's taxonomy places the organism in Eukaryota, Fungi, Ascomycota, Leotiomycetes, Helotiales, Sclerotiniaceae.